Sporothrix brasiliensis 5110 is the source of this 1404-nucleotide messenger RNA. RefSeq lists its product as uncharacterized. Gene Ontology annotation, biological process: nuclear-transcribed mRNA poly(A) tail shortening. Gene Ontology annotation, cellular component: cytoplasm. The record is from RefSeq and is a predicted model, not a curated record. NCBI's taxonomy places the organism in Eukaryota, Fungi, Ascomycota, Sordariomycetes, Ophiostomatales, Ophiostomataceae. The coding region runs from base 1 to 1404 and encodes 467 amino acids. Gene Ontology annotation, molecular function: poly(A)-specific ribonuclease activity; RNA binding. The transcript has 4 exons.
AUGGGCUGCAAGACCGUGCCUCUAGCCCGGUUCUGGAGAGAACUGGUCACAAUCCUGCCCGAGAUUGCAAAGUCCGAGUAUGUAGCCAUCGACUUUGAAAUGACCGGCAUCGAGCCUCGCCGCGCGCCAAAGCUUCACAAGCCGACAAAGGACGAGAUCUACCAGCGGGCCAAGCAGGCAACCGAGACGUUCAACGCGGUGCAGUUUGGCAUCACCUGCAUUGUUUUUGAUGACGAAGAGAAAGACACAGUCCAUCUCAAGUCGUACAACUUCAACGUGUCGCCCAUGUUUGACACCAGCUUCAGUGGUGUGGACACCAUCGCACGCACGCUGGACCGCACACUGACGCUCUCGUACAAGACGCUGAUGUUUCUGAAGCGCAACCGCAUCCGCAUCGAAGAUGCCUAUGACGGUGGAAUCUAUUACCUCAGUCGGGCGGAGGAGGCGGAACUGCUGCCCGAGCUGUUUGCCACUUCAAAGCAUGGUCGGAACGACGACAUUCUGCUGGAGGAACAGAAGCCGGAGACAAUGCAGUUCUACUAUGAUACGAUGCACCAGAUUCGGAGCUGGGCGGAAAAGGAGGAAGAACCGGAUCGACUGUCCUACCUCAACAUAGUCAACCCGCACCAAGGCCCGUUGACGCGUUUCCAGCGCCGUCUGGUCUACCAGAUGCUCGAUACCGAGUUUGGCGGCAGGUACAGGGCGACUGUCAACGGUAACUUCUUUAUGCAAAUCACGGAAAAGGAUGCUGAAAACGAGAACAAGCGCGGUCUUCGGUACAUUGCCGAAGCCCUUGUUGGCGGCGAUUUUGCGAACGAUGUCUGGAGCAUGUACAAGCAGGACAACGCAAUGGUCGAGCCUGGCUGUGAGGCACGUCUCCGAGAAAGCGAGGCCAAAUUAAAGGAAAAGAGGCCUGUUCUCGUCGGUCACAACAUGUUUCACGACCUGUGCUUUUUUCAUGCCACAUUUUUCAGUCCGUUGCCCAACACACUCGACGAGUUUGAUCGCAUCGUGCAUGAACUGUUCCCGCGUAUCAUAGACACGAAGCACAUACUCAAGCGCGACGACAACGAAAUGAUGCCAUCGAAAAGCCUCGAGGAGGUGUUUGUCGACAUUGAGGGGGCUAGUUCGCCUUUCAAAAUUGCCGGCGAGAGAGCCGGCCACGCAGACAGGCUGCAUCAUGUGAACGAGCACCAGGCCGGCCAUGACAGCUAUAAAACGUCAGUGGUCUUUCUCAAAGAGAUGUGGAGACGGGUGGACUCGACGAAGAAAGGCACCUAUUCACACAAGUUGCUGCUGUGGGAGAACAGCCUCGUCAAAGGGUUUGCGAACAAGGUGCGGCUGGGCAACGCCGGGCUCUGGCCUGUUGGGCGAAUGGGAGAGUGUGACACAAUGGCGAAAUGA